Messenger RNA from Arachis stenosperma, 2420 nucleotides. Its product is annotated as ATP-dependent 6-phosphofructokinase 4, chloroplastic-like. Gene Ontology annotation, biological process: fructose 6-phosphate metabolic process; glycolytic process. Gene Ontology annotation, molecular function: 6-phosphofructokinase activity; ATP binding. The record is from RefSeq and is a predicted model, not a curated record. Bases 599 to 2146 code for a protein of 515 amino acids. Lineage: Eukaryota; Viridiplantae; Streptophyta; Magnoliopsida; Fabales; Fabaceae. Gene Ontology annotation, cellular component: cytoplasm. The transcript is spliced from 15 exons.
AACCAAUUUAAAAAUUGUUAAUCAAUCAUCAACACUUGCAAGAAGAAAGAAAAGAGUUUUUAAAUUUUAAGUGAUAAAUCCAUGAGAAAUAUAUGCAUUAACCCAAUAGAAGUAUGUUUAUGAAUUGAUCUGUGGUGUAUAAGCUUAAGCAUUUUGUAAUAAAUCAAAGGUCAUCUCGGCCUUUGCUGUAGAAAGUAGAAACAUAUAUCAACCAUCAUUAUUGAUUUUAUUUAUUUUUUUUCUUCUUAAAGAUUAGUGCAUUAUCACAAAAGUAUUACAAUAGUACGAUGCCAUUUGCCCAUUUUUUUGUAUUUGUAGUGUUCUAUCGUUGUUUGAAAACCUUUUUUUUAUUUAAUAAUUGUGUUUGCAUUAAGAUUUAAUAAUGGGUAUACCCUGGUGGAGUUGGAAAGAAAUGAAUAAAUAUGUACCUCUUAUGCAAAACAACUUUUUUUUCCGGGCAAUAAUUUGAUUUCUAGUAACAUGAUAAUACGAUAAGCAGUGAGCUUCAACUGAAGCUAGAAGUAACGAACUCCAACUAGAAAUUUCAGCUUCAGCUUCAGUUGUUGAACGUUUUCUCUUUGCUCUCUCUCUCUCUGCAAUGGAUCUCUCCACCAUUUCUCUCUCCUCCUCUCUUUCUUCUUCUCUCAAUCAACUUUCUCUCCGUCCAAAAACAGCGUCCCUCUUUGGAAUCUUUCUCCGGAACAACCCACCGCCGCUGUUUUCCCGCCCAAACCAUCGCCCAAUCGCAGCAGCACUUCAACAAUCCCAGAAUGACGAUUUUGUCCUCGAAGACGUGCCGCACCUCACCAAUUUCCUCCCUAAUUUGCCGUCCUAUCCAAACCCAUUGCAUAGCAGCCAAGCUUAUUCAAUUGUAAAGAAUACUUUUGUAAGCCAAGAAGAUGUGGUUGCACAAAAUAUUGUCAUUCGAAAAGAUAACCCUAGAGGGGUUCAUUUUCGGCGUGCAGGACCUCGAGAAAAGGUUUAUUUCAAGCCGGAAGAAGUACGUGCUUGCAUAGUGACUUGUGGAGGAUUAUGCCCAGGAAUCAAUACGGUGAUUAGGGAGAUUGUAUGUGGCUUAAACAACAUGUAUGGCGUUGAGGAUAUACUUGGGAUUGAAGAAGGAUAUAGAGGGUUUUAUUCAAAAAAUACCGUGAGAUUGACUCCUAAAGUGGUUAAUGAUAUCCAUAAACGUGGUGGCACCCUUCUCCGCACAUCUCGAGGAGGACAUGAUACACAGAAGAUAGUUGAUAACAUUGCAGACCGUGGAAUAAAUCAGGUAUACAUUAUAGGAGGUGAUGGAACCCAAAGAGGAGCAGCACGCAUAUAUGAGGAAGUUGAAAAACGUGGUCUUCACGUCGCUGUGGCUGGGAUUCCAAAGACAAUUGAUAAUGAUAUUGCUGUUAUUGACAAAUCUUUUGGAUUUGAUACUGCUGUAGAAGAAGCCCAGAGAGCCAUCAAUGCUGCUCAUGUUGAAGUUGAAAGUGUUGAAAACGGAGUUGGAAUUGUUAAGCUAAUGGGCAGAUAUAGUGGUUUCAUUGCCAUGUUUGCAACUUUGGCUAGCCGAGACGUGGAUUGCUGCUUGAUUCCAGAAUCUCCCUUUUAUUUGGAAGGGAGAGGUGGGCUGUAUGAGUUUCUUGAUCAGAGGUUGAAAGAGAAUGGACAUUUAGUUAUUGUUAUAGCAGAAGGUGCAGGUCAAGAAUAUGUUGCCGCAGAAGUGCCUGCAGUCAAUCAAAAGGAUGCAUCUGGGAACAAGCUACUUCUUGAUGUUGGUCCCUGGUUAUCUGAUAAGAUCAAGGACCAUUUCACAAAGGCUCAAAAGAUGCCAAUUAAUAUGAAAUAUAUAGAUCCAACAUACAUGAUUCGAGCUAUUCCGAGUAAUGCCGCAGACAACAUUUACUGCACUCUACUUGCUCAUAGUGUUGUUCAUGGAGCUAUGGCUGGAUAUACUGGCUUCACCGUUGGCCCUGUGAAUAGUAGACAUGCUUAUAUCCCUAUUUCUCGUGUGACAGAGAAACAAAAGACCGUUGAGCUGACAGGUAGAAUGUGGGCUAGACUUCUUGCAUCUACAAAUCAACCUAGUUUCAUUUCCUCUGAUCUAGAAGGAGUUGUCCAAGGUAUCGAUAGUCUGAAUAUUACCUCGAUUUAGGUUUUCUCAUAUUUAUGUGUAGCAACAGAUCUCUAUUUUAGGUUUCAUUUGUAUGUUAACUCAGUGCUGUGAAUUUUGAUGAGCUUUCAGAUAACAGAUGAUGCAUUAACAUAUAGUGGUAUUGGCUGUAAUUGGACACUACCACCAUAUGGUUUGCCACUAUUCUUUUUAGUGUGAAAUUCCACUACUUAGUAAUAGCUAUAUGUUUGUUGUAUUUGUUGAAACCUCAGCACAGACAUUGAGUAUUUUUCUUUUUUCUUUUAUUUUUUUUUAA